Molecule: messenger RNA, 1071 nt
Organism: Drosophila serrata
Lineage: Eukaryota; Metazoa; Arthropoda; Insecta; Diptera; Drosophilidae
Source: RefSeq, a predicted model, not a curated record
UGCUAUCUGUCAAUCACAGAAAGUAAUAACUUUUCAUACGAAAUUUUCAUUUUUACAUCGGUCUGGUUUCAAGGUAAAUUGUCUUAAUCUUCUGUAGAUUCGUCAGUAUUCGGUUUCCAAAAUUUGUGGUUAAGUCUCAGCUGUUCCCGAUGUCCCACGAAAUGGCUAAUUUCGUUGACAGCUUCGCUCAUCGACUCUGGCCGCUCCGUCAGUACCAUUGUGUGGUAGCUAAAGCUUCCCUGCUCGGCCUGAUCCUGUUCGGUGGCCUGGAUUAUGGGUACAAGGUUCAUGGCAUGGACCUGCUCUACUGGCGUGGCCAGUUAGCAACGUUUAGUCCACUGUCCAUCCUGUUGUACAUCAUCGCCGCCAAGGUCUCUGUCAUCCUGGCACUGGCGCUAGUGAGCUGCAUUCGCUUGGCGUUGGUAAAAAAAGAGCCCAGGCGCAGGGAGAUGCCCUUUUCGUGUUUGAGAGAACGCUAUAUCCGUUAUGUUCUGAUGCAGCUCUUGGCCGACUUGGACGAAAUGGUCCUGGAGCCGGAGACUAUGGACCUAGCGAACUACUUGCAUCGACACGCAGACUUAAACGAAGCUGUGCGUCGCUUUCGCUAUCGAGCUCGCAGGAUAUACGAGAGGACCGAUCUGCAUUUCCUUGUACCGCAGCACGUAAUCCUGAACGUGGAUGACCAGCAGGAAGCGGAGCUGCUCAGCCUGGGAUACGCCGAUAGGCUAGAGGGGCUCCGGGAGGAGGAUUUCUACCGGAUGGUCUUCGGCAACCUCACCUGAACGGGGAGGAGGGUUGGCAUAUUCUCGAAACUUUUUAAUUGGCUUUCGGCAACAUUUUUCUUGGCUGCCGUCGGUAAUUUUCACUUUGCAAACGUACUAAUUAUUAUGCUGUACACGCAUGUGCGUGGAUUCCCCAAAGUGGCCAAGUGGAGUCGGAGUAGGAGUCGGGAUAUGCCAGCCUCGCCAGCAGCUUGGCUUCCACGUGGCAUUAGAGGGGCUUGUUGUUUCGUUGUCACUAGAAUCAACAAUAAAUUAUUUAUUUUUCUUCUAACUGGGUUUAUUUUAUAAA